Molecule: messenger RNA, 2022 nt
Organism: Peronospora matthiolae
Lineage: Eukaryota; Oomycota; Peronosporomycetes; Peronosporales; Peronosporaceae
Source: the annotation of a GenBank genome assembly
AUGGCCACCCCCAAGAUGGAAGAGACCAGCACGCUCGGUCGCCAGCUGUCGGCUGCAAACGAAGAAGCGUGGCUGUCGCUCGGCCGCAUUGCUGAGAUGAUGGGCGACGACGAGAACACGAUGCUGGCGUACGAGAAAGUGUUGUCGCACAACCGGCUGAACGCCACGGCGCUCUUUGCCAUUGGCUGUUGCUAUGAGAAGGUCGAGGACUAUACAAAGGCCGCCGACUGUUUCCGCGGCCUCGUGUCGCUGAACGAGCAGAACUCGGACGCGUGGGGCCAUCUUGGCUACUGCUGCCUCAUGAUGAACGACCUCACGAGCGCCCACACGGCGUAUCAGUACGCCAUGUACAACAAUCCGAUGAGUCAGAAGGAUCCUAACAUGUGGUACGGCAUUGGCCAGCUCUAUGAGCGUCUGGGCUCGCUCGAGCACGCCCAGGAGUCGUUUGAAGCUGUGCUUCGCUUUGAACCGAACUUUAACAUGGCACUGGAAGUGAAGUUCCGUCUGGGGAUCAUUGCCAAGCAGCGGGGCGACUAUGAAGGCGCGUUGGAUCGACUCAAGUCGGUGCUCCAUGACGUGCAGGCGAACGUCCAGACCACUGAGAUGGCCAGUGAUAUCUGGACGCAGAUUGGACACGUGUACGAGCUCAAGGACGAGAUUCAGCUGGCCAAGUCGAGUUACCUCAAGGUGGCUGAGCUGAACCCGAACAAUGCCAAACCGCUGCAACAGCUCGGCUGGUUGUGUCUCAAGCACAGUGAACAUCCACCUGCAAUUGACUUUCUGAAGAAGGCUGUUGCUAUUGAUCCACAAGAUGGCAAGGGAUGGUAUCUUUUGGGACGAUGUUAUAUGGCGGUGCAGGAGUUUGAAGAGGCUUAUGACUCGUAUAAACACGCCGUGACGACGGACUCGCAGAACCCGAACGUGUGGUGCUCGCUUGGUGUGCUCUUUUACCAGCUGAACCAGCAUUUGGAUGCGCUCGAUGCGUACUCGCGCGCGAUUAAUAUCAACCCAAACAUCUGUGAGGUCUGGUAUAAUGUUGGAACACUUUACGACACGUGCAACCAGACUAGCGAUGCUCGCGAUGCUUACCAAAAAGCUGCAGAGCUUGGGGCAGAUGCGCAGUUCAUUCGGGAGCGGCUGGAGCUGUUACGUGCCCGGGAAACUGGUCAGUCGACCAAUGGCAUGGCAGGUGCCAACACCGCUCCUGGCCCUUCCGAGCCGCCGACUACGUCUCCUAUGCCGACUUUUUCUUCACGACCUACGGCAGAGUCUCAGUACCAGGCACAGCAACAAGGAACGUCUGCUCAAUCUAAUGGUGCCGCAUCGGUAAGCCAAGGUGCACCAAUGGCGCACAUGUUGCGUGGAGGCGAGGUCCCUAUGAGCAUGAGCAUGGGCAGUGCCCCGACCUCAAACCCUAUGAGUGCCAGCGGCCCUGAGUCAAGCAGCAGUGUCGCACGUGGAGUACCUGUGGGUAGUGCCGGUAUGAACAUGAUGCGUGGCAUGGGACGUAGUGCCCCGUUAAACGGUGGUGGCAUGAUGCCUCGUGGCGUUGGCGUCAUGGGCGGGAUGGUGCCGGGCAUGCAGCACGCACCCCAGGCUCAGCAGAUGCAAUCGCAGCACCCUCAGGCCCAGGCACAUGCCCAGGCUCAAGCGCAUGCUCAUGCACAAGCUCAGGCACAGGCGGCUCAAGCGCAGGCUCACCAUCACGCGCAGAUGCAAGCGCAGAUGCAGGCGCAGCAGCAACACGCGCAAGCGGUGCAUAUGCAGCAAGACGGUCGUCGGGGGAUGCCCGGUCGGCCCAUGAAGGACGAGAGCAAGAUCGGGGGAAUGCGCUACGCCAUGGAUGGGGGUGACCGUAAACUGCAGGCCCCGCCGCAGCGCCUUGCUGGAUUGAAUCCAAAGAAUUUGGGUGGACCCGCUGGCAUUUCGCAGGGCGGGCGUCGCGACCGCUUUCCGAUUCCUAUGAGUGAUCCGAAGCAGCACCAGCAUCCAUCGCUCCAGCCGCCCCCUGGCCGACGGUGA